Messenger RNA from Dromiciops gliroides (monito del monte), 9449 nucleotides. RefSeq names its product solute carrier family 7 member 14 (gene SLC7A14). Bases 460 to 2778 code for a protein of 772 amino acids. Gene Ontology annotation, biological process: amino acid transport; transmembrane transport. Gene Ontology annotation, cellular component: plasma membrane. The record is from RefSeq and is a predicted model, not a curated record. The transcript is spliced from 8 exons. Gene Ontology annotation, molecular function: amino acid transmembrane transporter activity. NCBI's taxonomy places the organism in Eukaryota, Metazoa, Chordata, Mammalia, Microbiotheria, Microbiotheriidae.
AAUAGAGGGAGCGGGAGAGAGGGAGGGAGGAUCGCCUGGAUGCGAGGGGGAGGGAAAGCGGUCUGAAUAAUUGAGAAGCCGCUUUCCGCGGUGGCGGCGGCGGUGGCGGCGGCGGAGGCACCCACCACCUCCUGCUUUCUGCUCCCAUCACCCGCAUCCCCUCACUUACCCCCCACACACAACCAGCAGAUACACCGAAGCCAGGACUGCAGGUGCUGCUUCCUAGAUCCCGUCCCUGGUUGCAGGUCGGCCACCUCCCGCAUCCUCCGGCCAGGGUUUUCCACCAGACCCCAAGCUUCAGGGAAAGGAGGAAGCUAAAGCAUGUGGCUGUGGCGUCCCCUGGAUCUUUCCUGAAAGGAGAGCCUCUCCUCCCUUGAAGUUGAUGUUCUCCUGAGCCAUUGGCUAAGCCCUCUAACUUCUCCAAGCAGCAGACAUCUGCCUCCAUCCCUCUAGGUCACAAUGAGUGGCAUCUUUGCCUCUCUGGACCCCCGGCGGGUACAAUGGGGGGCCGCUUGGUAUGCCAUGCACUCUCGGAUCCUUCGCACUAAGCCUGUGGAGUCAAUGCUAGAAGGCACAGGAGGCACCACAUCUCAUGGGACCAAGCUGGCCCAGGUGCUCACCACUGUGGACCUCAUCUCCCUUGGCGUUGGUAGCUGUGUGGGCACUGGCAUGUAUGUGGUGUCUGGGCUGGUGGCAAAAGAAAUGGCAGGACCUGGUGUCAUUGUGUCCUUUAUCAUUGCGGCUGUGGCUUCCAUCUUAUCAGGUGUCUGCUAUGCUGAAUUUGGAGUUCGAGUCCCAAAGACCACUGGGUCAGCCUACACCUACAGCUAUGUCACAGUGGGCGAGUUUGUGGCAUUUUUUAUUGGCUGGAAUCUGAUCCUGGAGUACCUGAUUGGCACUGCAGCAGGGGCCAGUGCCUUAAGCAGUAUGUUUGAUUCCCUGGCAAAUCACACCAUCAGCCGCUGGAUGAUUGACAGCGUGGGGACUUUAAAUGGCCUGGGAAAAGGAGAAGAAUCAUACCCAGACCUGCUGGCCCUUGUCAUUGCUGUCAUUGUGACCAUCAUUGUUGCCCUGGGGGUGAAAAACUCUGUAGGCUUCAACAAUGUCCUCAAUGUGCUCAACUUGGCUGUGUGGGUGUUUAUCAUGAUAGCUGGGCUUUUCUUCAUCAAUGGAAACUACUGGGCUGAAGGACAGUUCCUGCCUCAUGGAUGGUCAGGGGUUCUCCAAGGAGCAGCAACUUGCUUCUAUGCCUUCAUUGGUUUUGACAUUAUCGCCACGACAGGAGAAGAAGCCAAGAAUCCCAACACAUCCAUCCCUUAUGCCAUCACUGCCUCCCUCGUCAUCUGCCUGACUGCCUAUGUGUCUGUGAGCGUGAUCUUGACCCUGAUGGUGCCCUACUAUGCCAUUGACACUGAGUCCCCUCUCAUGGAGAUGUUUGUGGCCCAUGGAUUCUACGCUGCAAAAUUCAUUGUGGCCAUUGGCUCUGUUGCAGGCCUGACAGUCAGCCUCCUGGGGUCUCUCUUCCCAAUGCCCAGGGUCAUUUACGCCAUGGCUGGUGAUGGGCUGCUCUUCAGAUUCUUGGCCCACGUGAGCUCCUACACAGAGACGCCGGUGGUGGCCUGCAUUGUGUCAGGUUUCCUGGCAGCUCUUCUUUCUCUCUUGGUCAGCCUGCGGGACCUGAUCGAGAUGAUGUCCAUUGGCACUCUGCUUGCUUACACCUUGGUCUCAGUCUGCGUCCUGCUCCUCCGCUACCAGCCAGAGAGCGACAUCGAUGGCUUCGUCAAGUUCCUGUCCCAGGAGCACACCAAGAAUAAGGAAGGUGUUCUGGCUGAGUGUGAGAAGGAAGUUUGCUCUCCCAUGAGUGAAGGAGAAGAGUUUGCAGGCCCAGCCACAAAUACUUGUGGGGCCAAGAAUUUGCCGUCCUUGGGAGACAACGAGAUGCUCAUCGGGAAGUCAGAUAAGUCCUCCUACACCGUCAACCAUCCAAACUAUGGCACUGUGGAUAUGACGUCUGGCAUAGAGGCCGACGAGUCAGAAAACAUUUACCUGAUCAAGCUGAAGAAGCUGAUUGGACCUCGCUACUAUACCAUGAGGAUCCGCCUUGGCCUCCCAGGCAAGAUGGACCGGCCCACAGCGGCCACCGGCCACACAGUGACUGUAUGCGUGCUGCUGCUCUUCAUCCUCAUGUUCAUCUUCUGUUCCUUCAUCAUCUUCGGCUCAGAUUACAUCUCGGAGCAGAGCUGGUGGGCCAUCCUCCUGGUUGUCCUCAUGGUCCUGCUCAUUGCUGCCCUGGUCUUUGUGAUCUUACAGCAGCCAGAGAACCCGAAGAAGUUGCCCUACAUGGCUCCCUGCCUCCCGUUCGUGCCCGCCUUCGCCAUGCUGGUGAAUAUCUAUCUCAUGCUGAAACUCUCCACCAUCACCUGGAUCCGCUUUGCUGUCUGGUGCUUUGUGGGUAUGCUUAUUUACUUUGGAUAUGGUAUAUGGAACAGCACGCUGGAAAUCAGUGCCAGGGAAGAGGCCUUGCAUCAGAGCACCUACCAGCGCUACGAUGUGGACGACCCCUUCUCUGUGGAGGACGGAUUCUCCUAUGGCCCAGAUGGGGAGGGCCAGCAGGACUGGGGAGGCGCGGCAGCUGAAGACAAAGGCUUCUAUUACCAGCAGAUGUCAGAGGCAAAGGAAAACAGCCGGACGAGUAGCAAACCGAAAAGCAAAGGCAAACACAAACAGAACUCAGAGGCCCUGAUUGCAAAUGAUGAGUUAGAUUACUCACCAGAGUAGAAGCCAGUAAAUAAAGGGUGGAGGAGAUGAUGAUUAUGGGCAAGCUAACCUGGGGGUUAGGAGGUGAAAGCUUUCUCAGCUCUCAUUUUGCAACCAUCCCAUAAGUCAGUCCCCCUCCCCAAAUCAUAACCUGUACCUUGCUAUUUCCCUCCUCAAGAUAAUUCUGUAAAAAGGUUUAACCUGAACCCGAUAAUUGGCCCUCUUCUUCUGGCCUCACCUCUCCCCCCAAACUAGCGCAAAACCAAACCCAACAAGGCUGAUGGAAAAUCUCUUUUCAUUCCAACUGUCAGAAUCGAUCUGAAUGAGAGUUUCUGACCCCUUUGUUUUAGCAGUUAACUCAAAGGUUCUUUAUGGCCCUGUUGAGUCACCAAGAAACAUAGAACAAGCUCCCUGGGCAGCCCAAUGCUUCCGUCCCAAUGAGAGAGGUGCCAAAGCUGGUGGGUGAAUGACAAGUCACCAGAUUCAGCCCAUCCUCUGAGUCAGGAAGGGUACAAGGCAUGUUCUCUGUCCUUUCAGCUAGGAGUCCCUCACCACAGUUGAACCGGUGCAAAUAAGUUAGCUGGCAUUUUCUUAGCAAGAAAUAUUAUGUCCUGAAAGCUCAUAAAAUUGAAUUCUUGGACAAGAUAGGUGCCUCUUUGUGUUUACAAAGGGACUUCACCCAUAUGCAUCAAUGGACCAAUCAAAGAUCAAUGGAUCUGAGACAUCCCCCUAUGCCCCAAGUCUAAAUGAUGGAGUCAUGUAGAACAUGUGGCAUGGCCUGAGGUACCAUAAAGUUUUCAGUUAAAAAUAUAAUAGGCUUCUGGAAGAAAAAACAAUGUCCAAAGAACAUGGGCAGAAAUCAUAUCAGCCACUUCCUUUGCAGUCUGCACCAGUGAAAGGCCUACCCAUUCCCCACACCUAUGAAAUCUGCCACUAAGAGAAGCAUUUGCUUUCAGAACAAGCCCAAGCUCUCUGGCCAAUACAGACAGAGAUUUAAGAGAAAGCAAAGAAGGUUAUAAUCUCAUGGGACUCAGUAAAAAAUUAGGCCAAAUUUGUUUUAUCACUGGAUAAAGAUCUUAGCAAGUAGAGGUAUCCCCAACCAUUAAGGUCUCCCAGAAAAUUCUUCUCUAUUUUUAAAAUAACAAGUUGUGCAGUAUUUGGGUAUAUCUAACCAUUGGACUAGUGGGUGCUACUCUGAAAAAUGUUGACAUAUGGCUAGGCGGAUAAUAGCAUUCCACAAGCCUCCAUUCCACUUCAGAACCAGCUGAUCUAGGGAAUACACACCUACAUACCAGUGCUCUCUUCCAGUACAUUUCCCCAAGCAGUAUCACUAAAGCCCCAAGGGAGGGGAAAUCUCUCUCCCGAGGAGGUACUAGAUCUGGUAUUCUUACAAGAACAAACAAACAAAAAACUUUCCCCCCCACUAACACCACCCUUAUCCCAAACAAAGUUGAAGUAUUAAGAGUAACACACAAUUAAUUGGAAAUUCUCCCGUUAGGCUAUUGGCUGCCUCUCCCCGAGGCUUUACCAUUCCUUGCAAGCAAGCAAACUAUUUCUCAUAUGAUUUCACCUAAAAGCUUUACAAGAAUGAUCCUGAAAGGGGGGAGGGGGGAGAGUUUUUUCAUCAUCCUGCUCUUUUCCCAACUUUUUCAACUCUAUUCUGAUCCUUCCCCUUCUAAACACCUGGGUUUUGUGUUCUCAGCUUUCUUGUUUGCUUUGGGAUGAUGGUGAGCAGACAGCUGCCCUGUACAGGGACAGACAGAGCAGAUCCAGGAUUGUCUCCCAUAGAAAACCUAGAGCACCCCAUCUCAGCCGACCAGUCACCAGAGCCAACAGGUAGUCAUCCCUUCAAAACCACAUUCAAGGGGCAGCUAGAUGGCGCAGUGGUUAAAGCACCCGCCCUGAAUUCAGGAGUACCUGAGUUCAAAUCCGGCCUCAGGCACUUGACAUUUACUAGCUGUGUGACCCUGGGCAAAUGACUUAACCCCCAUUGCCUACAAAAAAAAAAAAAAAAACGCCCACAUUCAAAAUCAUUUCCCAAGAAAGCACCCUAGUGCAUGAGUACUCCCUGAACUUAGCACUACUCCUUUAAAGAAAGGAGUAUGGUUUUUGUUUUAACAUUUUGGUGGCCUUUGGCUUCACUGGGAUUCAGACUUCCAAUCAACAAUAUUGUGUUUCUCUCAUCUGAACUUCCCUUAGGGAGACAGUGCCUGAUCUGAAAGGAAGAGGAAUUUGAAAGAGCAGAUGGGUAAUGAAAUUCAUGCUUUUAUGUUCAUUUUGUAUACUGGAGGGAGAUAAUCAUCGGUAACCUUUGCAGGGGAGGGAAAGUGAUGGAUUUAUUUUAAGACUCAUCAGACCUACUUUGUUUGAAUAUAUCCAGUUAUAUUUCAGAUGAGUCUCUGAGCUGGUAGGGGGAAAGUAAUUAUUAAUUAACAUCACAGCAGGAAAAAAUCGGGGAAAUAGCAAAAAAUCUUAAUGCAGAAAGUAGAGAUUGGCAGAAGUCUUGUGAAGUUUGGUAGGUGUUUUUCCACUAGCAGUGUUCAAUGGUUCAAUUCAACAAGCAUUUAUUAAUCACCUAUUGUGUGCAAGGUAGUUAGCUAGGUGCUGGGGUUACAAUAACAAAAUAAAAAGCAGUCCCUUUCCUCAAGGAGCAUCAUUGGAUGAUCCAUCCAUCCCUUGGAUGGAUCCAAUGAUCCAUCAUUGGAGAAUCAUUGAAGUAGAAACUUAGUGGCCUUGUAGUUCAACCCCCUCAUUUUACAGAUGAGGAAACCAGAGUCCAGGGAGAUUGUGAUUUGUCCAAAGUCACAAAAUUGAUAAGCAUCAAAUUCAGAAUUUGAGGGUAGUUCCUCCCCUCCCUAUUAAUAUACAAAUAAAGAAAGAUCACUUGAGAAGGGAAAGGAAAUUAACAAGAAGAGAUGACAUGAAUAAAAAAAAAUUUUAAAGAAGAGAUGACAGGAAAAGACUUUCUAUAGAAGAUGGUCCCUGAGACCAGGCUUAGAGGAAGCUAAAGAUUCUGAGAAGGGAAGGUGAAGAGGGAAGAAAUUCUAACUGCAGAAAAGUCUGUGAGGGAAGAUGGUGGAAAGUCAGGGGAACAAUAAGUAGGCCGGUUCAUCUGGAAUAGCAAGAGAGUAAGUGGGAGUGAUGAAAAAUCAAAGUUCGAGAAAAGAAAGACAUUUUGUGUGUUGUCAUUGGUAAGUUCAUUUCUUCUGCAUGGAUCACCAAAGCACCUGUCAUACUGGGAGAAAUAUAGCAACAGAAUGAAAAGUACUCUUUCUCCCUGAUUUUGGAUAAUAAGGAGACUGUGGAUAAUUGGAAGGCACUGAUAAUCCUCAAACCUCAUUUUAAUCCAUCAUUCCACCCACCUCUUCCAUGAAAUAUUUCACUGAAUUCAAUUCAUAUCGACCAAACAGAUAUUUAUUAAGGGGAUGCUAUGUGCCAGGCAGUAGAGUUACCAAAAUGAAAAGAUCGGUCCCUGUCCUCAGGAAGCUUACACUGUAUUGAACUGCUAGGAAAUAGAAAGUCUCUGGAUCCGUGGUCUUACAUUAACCCUGUGACUGAAUGGCUUGUAUUCUAUUUCCUGAACUGUUACCUUGCCAACUGCCUCUCCUGGAGCUUCCCUGGCAGUGCCAGAACAGCUGGCCAACAAAGGCAGAGAAGAAAGAGAGGUCGGUGGCUCAAAUAAUCCACAGAUUAGAUGAUUUGCCACCGACUUGCUCAGCAUUAUAUGAGAAUUGUUCUUUUCUAACAGCUGAUCUGGUUUGGUUUGGUUUUGUUUUUAAUCAGACUCGCCUAUUCACUGUGUUUAAAAUAGAAUUAAGGGAUUUAAAGGAGCUCUGGGACCACCUCAUUUGCGUUCCCCUUCCUAAAUGUGCUGACUCAAGCAGUUAGCUUCCAUUCACAAAAAUCAGCCUCUUGGGACAGAAACCACAAAAUUCAUGGGAUGCAAAUUUGAAAUUAAAGAUUUGAUCAAAAGCAUUGAGAAUUCAGUGAAAAAGAAUCUGUACUUUUUAACAGCUUCUGUUUAGGUACCCCCCCCAAAAAAAAAAACAGCUUAUUUUAAAAGUCUCGCAAUAUACCUGGCAUCCAAAUUGUGCUAGGAAAGGAAUCUGAUAACUGAAACCAUGUCUGAUAAUGCCACAGAAUUCACCAGCUUCUCCUCUGCACUAGGCCUGGGUGCUAGAAAAAUUCCAUCCUAGGCUACAAAUUUCUGGCCUUUUAUUUACCAUGAGCUUUUUUGGGGAUCUGUUGGUGUAAAAAUAAAAUGAAUCACAGAAAACCCUGAGUUCAUGCUAACAGAGGGAAGAGGUGAGAAACAUGCCCAUUUUAAAUAAUGUAUGCUGCUAUUUUCAUGUCCUGCUUUUGAUUUCACCACAAAUUAAACAUGUCUAAUAGCCUAAAUCAUUAAAUUUUUACAUUCCAAUAGAACAUGAGCUCCUUAAAGACCCAGACUGUCUCAGUGCUCCAUUUGUGUCUGGUACAUAGCACUCGAUUAAUAGAUGAUCGUGGAUUGACUGUUUGAUUGGUUAAUUGGGCAUCCCAACAGAAAUCAUGAACAAAGGUAUAGACUUAUGACAUUAUAUUAUUCUUUUCAUCUACAAGAAAAAAUAAGCCAUCAGACCUAACAGUAAUCUUUUAUAGUUAUUUGGUCUAUAUGGCAAAAAAAAAUUUAUAAAUAAUUUGUUCAGAUUAAGACCAUUCUAAAUUAAAUGAGAAUCUAAGGGAUAGGGAUAUGAAUUGGACCUGUAGUUUCCUUGUUAUAGAGAACUGCUGGGUAAGGAAAUUCUCUUUGCCAAAGCAGAUUGACACCUUUUCUGAAAAAUUUAGUCUUAGAGAGGGUGAGUGGCUUGCCUUCAGGGUCACAUAGCCAGCACAUAUCAGAAACUGCAUUUGAACUCAGGUCUCCUUGACUCUGGGACCAGCUCUCUGUCCACUUUACUACACUGCCUCUCAUUCAUUUAGAUCUUUUUUUUCCAAAUUAAUAAAAAAGUUAUAGAACAUUCCUUUCAGAAUCCAUUUCAAAUAUGUACAAAUUCCCUCUAAGAGUGAAGUCCCAUCCAACCAAGUGCUUCCAAGCCCUGUUGAAGCUGCUUUACUGACCAAAUCAGGCUUAUCUUUCAUGAACAAAUCCAUGGGUUUACCAAGCUUCAAGGUGCCGAGAUUGUUUCUACGAACUUUAACAUUGUUUCUGUGUAAACCAAAUGGAAACUCCUGCCAACAUUAUUCCCUGUUCUCCUGGAAAUGUUCGAUACAAGUGACAUGAUUUAGAACACAUUUGGCUACAAUCUAUGACUAAGCCCCUAGCCUGUACUUUUUUCAAGGCUACAAAAUGGAGGAUUCCUCCUUCCUCUGAAGCCUGAAAGGAAGCUACAAGUUGGUACUGAAAUAAGAAUAGGUCAUAGAGGGUCAAGACAGCCCUAUGGAAUUCCCAGAACAAAAAGGGAGAAUAGGUGUUGAAACUAAAUCAAAUCCUCCAGAUCAGAAUUAGUUCCCUUAAGAGAGGCCAGAGACCAUGAAAUGUGGCUGAACCCAAUGCCUGAACUGUGGCUGUAGUGACUGAACUGGGCAGCUAAUAAAUCCUUUUCAGACUUAAGGUAUUCUAAUCACAGGCUGACAUAGAGUCACCUGUGAAUGAUGUGACCACAUUCUAUAAUGUCUCAAGAGAGACCAUCCUUAAGGAAGAAAUAACUCCAUGUUUCAUACCAGAUCCUUCUUUUGAUUCCUUCAUAGUACCCCCUUUUCCUCAAGUUGGAGCAUUAGAAGACAUCAUAUUUAUACUAGCCGAAGUUAUUUUGAAUCCCAUCUCUGAUGCUUACUACCUGUGUGACCUUAGACAAGUCUCAAGCUUGUUCCUUCAGACUCAGUUUCCUCAUCUUUAAAAAAAAAUAUUUAGAAGGAUAGACUAGAUGACCCCUGAACUUCCUUCCAGCUCUAGAUAUGUGAUUCCCACCUGGGUGCCCUUGGGAAAAUCAUUGAAAUUUCAGGACUUAGUUUCUUUAGCCACAAAAUGAAGAGGUGGACCCCAUGGCUUCCGAAGUCCCCUCCAAUUCUAGAUCUUAUCAUCCUAUGACUCUCUAUUCCUGAGAAAAUCUCCAGACUUAAGCCUAGGGAUCUAAAUGCUAUUUCUAGAACUGUUUGUAUUUGUGUAGAAUGAAAUUAAGGGAAACAAAAUGGCCUCCACUGGUCAAAGGAGGGAGCAGCUGGUGUGUUUCCUAUUAUGAAGGUCUUCAAGAAGAUACUGAAUGACCACUUGUUGGAAAGGUUGUAAACUGGAUUUCUACACAGGGUUCAUUCAGACUUAGAUGACCUUUAAGGUCUUUUCAAGCUCCAUGGUUCUUGGAGUCUGUGAUUCUAAGCUUUCUGUGAGUCCCACAACUACUACCCUGGCCACCAACAUCCUCCUUUUCUUCUGGUUUGUUUUUUUUAACCAGACCUUUGAUGUCAUUAGUAUAGGGAAUGUCCAGUGAGGAAACUCCCCUUGAUGACACAGAUCAGCACCUUCUCUCAUAGAGUUACCUAGAGGUAAAGUGGUCUGCCCCAGGUAAUAUAACCAACAUGGAUCAGAAGCAAGACUUUAACCUAGGUCUUUCUGACCCUUAAUCCAACUCUCUUUCUCUAGUCAAAUCAGGUUGAGUUAAGCCAACUCCAAUCAACAAGCUUUUGUUAAGUGCCUACUAUGGCACUGGGAAUACAAA